UGUAAAUCGUGUUUCUCCAAUAAGUUGAUUUAUAUUAUAUUCUUCGGCGAAAACCGGAUCGCCAGAGUAGCCGGAUACGAGAAAUCUUCCAAAAAGAUUGUCCCUACUGUGAGUAAAAUUGUGAGUUUUUUUAUUCUUCCAAGGCCAGUACUGAUCUGCGUCUAGUCCGAGAUGGUUUGAUCUCUCGUAUGACUCUCUAAGGAUUUGCGAUAGAGGCUAUUUGUUUUUGGUGAUUUAAAAUUCUAAUUUUGAGAGAGUUCGAUUCUUCUUCCCGGACUUGACGAUGAGGUCGUUUACUCUUACCGUAAUUCUUUUGACGAUAUUUACCCACACCAACGAAUCAACUUUGACUACCUAUUUCUUUCCAAAUUACUAUUGCAAUCCAUCGUUAUGCUCGAGUGGCGGUCCACAUGUAGCAUGUUCUUCAGCGUAUCCGUUUGGCUCGAAUUGCAAUGGAAAGCAACCUCAACUGGUGAUAAUGAGUUCCGAUCUCAAGAGUCAGAUUCUUGAUCAGCAUAACAGGCAACGAUCACUGCUGGCCAGCGGUCAACUGCCGGGUUAUUCUCCUGCAGUAAAAAUGCCGACACUCCAGUGGGAUCUAGAACUACAAUACUUAGCAGAAGCAAAUGCACGGUCGUGUGAGUACGGUCAUGAUAAGUGUCGUAAUACGUACUGGAGUAAAUAUGUUGGACAGAAUAUUGCUAUUAUAAGACACUUUGGACUAAAAAUUUCCAAACAAGAGGCGAUCAAAUAUUUCAUUGAUGCCUGGUUCAAUGAGUACGUUUAUGCCUGGGGAUACGUUGAUAGCUAUCCGCAGUACUACUAUGGUCCACAAAUAGGACAUUUCACACAAAUCAUCAAUGAUCGCACUAUCAGAAUCGGUUGCGGUAUGGUCUCAUACAAAACUUACAACGGAGAUAUUUGGACGAACGAUUAUUUUGUGUGUAAUUACUCAUUUACAAACAUUAUUGGACAACCUACUUACAUUAAAGGAACCUCCGCAUCACAAUGUGUCUCCGGUAUCAGUACUGUAUAUCCUGGACUAUGCAAUUGAUGCCUCCAAUGACUGAUGAUAAAACAUUCAUUCACUAAGAAGAAAAUAAAAAA
Malaya genurostris is the source of this 1107-nucleotide messenger RNA. RefSeq names its product antigen 5 like allergen Cul n 1-like. Bases 284 to 1054 code for a protein of 256 amino acids. The record is from RefSeq and is a predicted model, not a curated record. The transcript has 3 exons. Lineage: Eukaryota; Metazoa; Arthropoda; Insecta; Diptera; Culicidae.